Messenger RNA from Closterium sp. Naga37s-1, 1122 nucleotides. The record is from the annotation of a GenBank genome assembly. NCBI's taxonomy places the organism in Eukaryota, Viridiplantae, Streptophyta, Zygnematophyceae, Desmidiales, Closteriaceae.
AUGCUCUUCGCGGCGGCAAUUCAACCAGCACUCCUGAAAGCGGCGGUGAUGUGCCCUACAACGGUGGUGAUGGCGUACGCUGACGACAUCACCAUCGUGGGGGACCCGGCAGAGGCGAUUCGGGGAGUAGAGGUUAUAAUAGAGGGGCUUAAAAAAUCGUACCUGGCUUCCCUACACGCGGCGAACACCCUCCUCCGACACACGGCGAUGGCGGCAGACAACCCCCUGCAUCAGCCCGCAGACCCUCAGAGAGGCGCCACAGCUGCCCCAGAGAAGCCUCCGGCACCACAGCGGAAGGAGAGGGCCCCACCAGCGACUGAUGAGGUGGCGCAGCAGACGGCGGAGCAGGAGCGACGGGCAGCAGAGAUGGAUACUGACCCGUCACGGGUCCCCCUGCCACGGUCACAAACUCCAUACCCGCCACUGGAGGAACCCACGGCAGGCGCAUACGGUUCCCCAGAGCAGCAGCAGAUGCAGAGGGGGCAUGAGGAGGAGGAACGGCCGAUUGGGGAAGAGGAGGCGCCGGCGCAUAUGGCGCAGCUGGAGGAAGGGACGCAUGCGUUGGAGCGACGUGGGGCAGCAGCAAGCGGCGCAGGAUCAGGAACCGCCAGGACGUUUGGGGCCUGCACGUGCGGCGGCGCAGGUGGAGGGGCGGGAGCAACAGAGACCGCUACCUGGCCCGGGCCGUCAGUGGUGGCAGACACCACUGGUUGCGAUGCCAUGACGCCAGCAGGGGCAGCUGCAACCAUCGGGGCGUCAAGAACGGGGGCAUCUGGUGGAGCAGGAUCAGCAGCGGCAGUCAGUGCCGCAGAGUUCACGGGGAUAGGCGGCGCAACAGCAGGAGCAGAGAGUGCAGGAGGGUCAAGAGCAGCCUACGCCUCACACGAUACGAGGCCCGGAACCAGAGGCGCAAGGCAUCCAGCGGCCAAGGGGGCUGGCUUUGGGGCAGGUGGGACUGGCGGCUUCAUUACAGCACUCCCCGAGGCAGACACCGGCGGCGACUUUCCGCUCGCCGUUGACGCAGCGGCAGCGGGCUUUGGCGAUGGCCACAACUCGCCAGCAAUCACCAUCGCGAGGAGGGAGGAGAUAAGGAGCAGGACGUCGGGAAGGGGGGAGAGUUGA